Messenger RNA from Salarias fasciatus (jewelled blenny), 2192 nucleotides. RefSeq names its product phospholipase B domain containing 2 (gene plbd2). Gene Ontology annotation, biological process: phospholipid catabolic process. Bases 27 to 1727 code for a protein of 566 amino acids. The transcript has 12 exons. Gene Ontology annotation, cellular component: extracellular region. The record is from RefSeq and is a predicted model, not a curated record. Lineage: Eukaryota; Metazoa; Chordata; Actinopteri; Blenniiformes; Blenniidae. Gene Ontology annotation, molecular function: glycerophospholipase activity.
UGGUCAUGUGACUUCUUCCUGUAAACAUGGCAUGCAGGCAGGACGCGGGCUGUGCUCCGAGGGGCAUUGCAGCACUUUUUAAUGUUUUUCUCGUUUCGCUGGUGUUGUUUUGCUUGUGUGCUUCAGGUCGAGCUGAAACGCGAAGCGCUGUCGUUGACAGACAGAGCGGGCAGCUCACGGUUGUCGACGGCUUUCAGAAAGAUUUCGUGGCUUUCGCAAAUUUCACUGAUGACUUACAGAACUCGGGCUGGACUUUCUUGGAGAUCACCACCAGCAGUCUGUACAAUGACAGCUUCCAAGCUUAUGCAGCUGGUGCAGUGGAGGCUGCAAUCACAUCCCAGCUCAUCUACAAGCAUUGGAUGAACACGCUGAUGGGCUACUGUGGACCCUUUACUUUUCAAACUGGUUACUGUGAGCAACUCAAGGCUUUCAUAUCAACCAAUAUGAAGUGGGUUCAGGAGCAAAUAGAGAAACAGCCAAAUUCACCCUACUGGUACCAGGUGCGACUGGCUCUGCUGCAGCUGAAAGGUCUGGAGGAUAGCUACAAUGAUGAGCUGUUUUUUCCAACAGGAUCGUUCUCCCUCAACCCAUUUGGAUUUCUACUCUUUCAACUGGGUGGAGAUCUGGAGGACCUCGAAUCAGCACUGAAUAAAUCCAGCCAAACGCGACCUCUCGGUUCCGGUUCCUGCUCAGCGCUCAUUAAGCUGCUGCCAAACAACAAGGAGCUGUUCGUGUCUCACGAUACCUGGAACGGCUACCAGUCCAUGCUGCGCAUCAUGAAGAAAUACAUGUUUGCCUUCAAAGCUUCUCCUUCAGAAAAUGAGUUUAUCCCCGGAGGGACUCAGGCUUUCUCGUCUUACCCAGGUUCCAUCUUCUCUGGAGAUGAUUUUUAUAUCCUGAGCAGUGGCCUGGUCACAUUGGAAACCACCAUUGGCAACAGCAACCCUGAUCUCUGGAAGUUUGUUCAGCCCACGGGAUCAGUCAUGGAAUGGCUCAGGAACAUUGUUGCCAACAGACUGGCUGUGACUGGCAGGGACUGGGCUGAGAUAUUCAGCAAGUACAACAGUGGAACGUAUAACAAUCAGUGGAUGAUUGUUGAUUAUAAGUACUUUUCUCCGGGGAAAACCGAUAUUAAAGAGAAGCUUUUCGUGGUGUUGGAGCAGAUUCCAGGAACGGUUGUUUACACGGAUAAAACCGAAGAACUGAUGGCGAAAGGAUACUGGGCGAGUUACAACAUACCGUAUUAUGAGGACAUCUUUAUUGCCAGCGGCUGCGGUGAGCUGGUUGAGAAGUUCGGUCCAUGGUUCUCUCUGGACCAAAAUCCUCGGGCUCGAAUUUUCAGGAGAAACCACACAGACGUCACAGAUGUGGACUCCAUGAUCCGCCUCAUGAGGUACAACAACUUUCUGGAAGAUCCAUUUUCAAGAUGUGAAGGCUGUUAUCCACCUGCCAAUGGGGAGAAUGCCAUUUCAGCCCGGUCCGACCUGAACCCAGCUAACGGAACAUAUCCCUUUGGUGCUCUAAAGCAGAGGCCGCACGGAGGAACAGACAUGAAGAUGACCUCCUUUGAGAUGUUCCGAGAUUAUGGGAUGCUGGCAGUGAACGGGCCAACCUGGGACCAGGUGCCACCCUUCCAGUGGAGCACCUCUCCCUACAGAGAUCUGAUGCACAUGGGUCACCCAGACAUUUGGGCUUUCAAGCCUGUGAAAGUCACCUGGACCUCGUAAUCCUAGUCAUGCUAUGCAUACAAGUCAGUGCAAACAGUGUCAGCUGUUGCUGCUAAAUGUUUUGAUGAAAGGGAAAAAGCAGUUGCCACUUAUUUUCCAAGGAUAUUCAGAAGAGGUGAUAUUUUCAAAUUGCCAGAGUUCUAAAGUAUUGCACUGUUUGAAUGAUAAAAGGUACGAGAGAGCUGUGAAAGUAAGGCAGUGGGACUGUGUAUUAGAUUCAGACCUGCAUUAGAUUCAUAUGUGACGAUUUUGUGUGUUUGUGUGCUUUUAAAAGAUUUAUAUUUUUUCAACUGAUUGUUUCAAUUCAUAGGCUUUAUUUUAAAUUCUUCCACAGGUUGGAAUUUUUCUUGAGGAAGAUCACAAAGUACUUCAAUGAAUCAGGAUGCAAAUCAUUUUUGAAUUAAAAAAGGCUUUUUCUAAUAUUUCUGUUCUGUGAUAUUAAAAUGAAUGUUUCUUUGACCAUUA